Messenger RNA from Meyerozyma guilliermondii ATCC 6260, 2766 nucleotides. RefSeq names its product phosphatidylinositol phospholipase C (gene PLC1). Gene Ontology annotation, biological process: phosphatidylinositol-mediated signaling; lipid metabolic process. The transcript has a single exon. Gene Ontology annotation, molecular function: phosphatidylinositol-4,5-bisphosphate phospholipase C activity. Bases 1 to 2766 code for a protein of 921 amino acids. The record is from RefSeq and is a predicted model, not a curated record. Lineage: Eukaryota; Fungi; Ascomycota; Pichiomycetes; Serinales; Debaryomycetaceae.
AUGAUGCUACCUGGCAAGCCCAAUGGAGAAUAUACUACCGAAUCUGAUGGUGAAGGCAAUGCAGCAGAUGUGGAAAUGAUGUACGUACCAUCAUCCUCGAAGCAGCGAGCGGGGUUGCUACCUGUUUAUUCAAAUCUUCCUAACCAAUUGAUCAAUUUAAGGGCCAAUGAGACCAAGGGAUCUUUCAAUGGAAUGAGUGAUUGUGUCGUUACUAAAGGCACCAUUAAAGAUUUGGUAACAAGUAAGGAUAAUAGUGAUCUUACAAUUGUAAGCGAAUCUUCGACAUUCUCUAGUCUAAAUGAUAGGUUAGAAGAAAUGAGGUUAGAGGACAAAGAACAUACUAGUUCAGAACUCCAUAGAGCGAUGGAGCGCUACAGGUCUAUCACACCAUUUUUGCAUGGAGGACUUCCCCUCUUGAAAGUUUCCCAAAAGUCUCGAAAGAGAAUCUUACUUCAGGUUGAUCCCAGUGAAUUCAAAAUACAGUGGAAAAUAACCGCAAAAGCAUCUUCAUCUAAUGGAAUAUCAGGUUUUCAAAAGCUUUUGAACACAGCAUCCGCUCACAACAAUAAGGUCCACGAGUUACCGAUUACUUGCAUCAAGUGGGUCUCAUUACAGGCUGAUGCAACUAGCUACCGAGAAGAACUACACAUUUCCAAAGAGUUUGAAAACCAAUGGCUAACAAUUUGCUACUUGGACAUGAAAAAAGAUAAACUUAAGACUUUGCAUUUGAUUACAGACACAGAACGCGAUUUUAAACGACUCUCUGGCAUAAUAGACACCUUGAGGAGAGUGAGGGAAGCGUUGACAAACAACUUUCUACUUGGGGCCGACAACAUAACGGAAUUACGAGAAUCUCUUCUUUCCACUCCACAGCUGGAAGGACCAGUGAAAGAAGUGAGAGAGCUACUAUAUUUGGAAGACAUACUAAAGUAUUCGAGGAGACUAAAUAUCAACCUCGACGAAGCUUUUCUUAAAGACGUCUUCGACAACGUGAUAACGAGAGUAGCUACAAGCUCUGAGCCUAAGGGACUCAGCUUUGAAGGUUUUAAAGAAUUUGUUUCAAUUAUCAAGCGACGAGAUGACAUUUCACAUAUUUGGGAAGCAUGCUUUUCUUCUCUGUCAACAAUUGAUUUUGAUAAAUUUUGCACCUUCAUGAUAGAAAUACAGAAAGAGGAACACAAUGAAGAGCAUCUAAGAAAACUAUUUGUGCGUUUCAGUAAGAGGGAAGACAGGCUGAUUUGGACAAAAGAGAGCUUCAAUGCAUUUUUGCUUUCAAAAUAUUCAACAAUAUUCAAAAAUGAUUUCAGUGACGAUUACUUUGAUCAUCCCCUCAAUGACUAUUUCAUAUCCUCAUCACAUAACACCUAUCUCAUUGGAAGGCAAUUCGUCGGGGACUCUUCAAUUGAUGGUUAUAUAAGAGCUUUCCAACGUGGUUGCAAAUGUGUUGAGAUAGACAUCUGGGAUGGUAUGUCAAUUGAUGGCGAUCUAGACAACAAUGAAAGCGAAGGAAUUAAGGGCCCAAUUGUUAACCAUGGUCGCUCCUUCACGUCAUCGAUUUCCUUAAAGAACGUAUUACUGACUGUUAAAAAAUAUGCAUUUAGUUCGUCGAGCUGGCCCGUCAUAUUAAGCUUGGAAGUACACUGCAAUGCGGAGAAUCAGCUAAAAAUCAAGAAGUUGCUCAAGGAUAUCCUAGGCGAAUCGUUGGUCACCGACAUGCUAGACAAUGAUUGUGUGCUACCCAGUCCUCGCAAAUUGAGAAGCAAGAUACUUCUCAAGGUCAAGAGAACCAGUGCACGAACAUAUUCAGUUUCUCAGGAUGGCCAAAGUGCACUCUCAACUUCUACGACUAGUACAUCGUUCAGUGAAGAUAGUGGUGCUGCUCAAAGACGUGACUCUUUUUCAAUACGACGGAGGUCUGAACUGACAAAAAUUGUGACGGAGUUGAGUGAUCUUGCGAUCUAUAUUCAGGGUAUCAAAUUUCGGAAUUUUUCGCUUCCCGAGUCGAAGACGUUCAACCACUGUAUUUCACUCAGUGAAAAAAGCUUCAACUCGUUGUUGAGUGACGAAGAAAAGCGACUUUCACUUGCCAAGCAUAAUCGUAAAUUCUUGAUGAGAGUAUAUCCUUCGAAGAUGAGAAUUGGAUCAUCGAAUUUUAAUCCUAUAACUCAAUGGAACUAUGGAGUACAAAUGGUAGCCAGUAACUGGCAGACUUACGAUGUUGGCCAACAGAUUAAUGAAGCAUUGUUUCAGAGUUGUGGAGGAACUGGAUACGCUUUGAAACCCAAGUCUCUUAGGUCACCUCUCUCUAAGAAACGCAAACCAGAGUUGGUACAGCGACCCUUGAUGAGAUUUUCGUUGAAGAUCAUUAGCGCUCUUCAGCUACCUAAGAGUAAAGGAUCAAAUGCCGCAACCAACCCAUUCGUCUCCGUUGAAAUGCACGGCUGCUCAUUAAUUCAGUGGGAUGGUGAAAGCCAAGAGCCAAGUACACUGAUAAUUGCGGCUAAUGGCUUCAAUCCGAUUUGGAACGAGCAGUUUAGUUGUAUCAUGUCCGCAGAGAAUGAUUUAGCAUUUCUCAGAAUAGUCGUCAACUCUUCGCUGAGCGCAACAGGAAAGGAGGAUAUCCAGCCACUAGGAAUAAUAGUGCUUCGAGUCGGCUGUAUUAAAGAUGGCUAUCGAUAUUUACCUAUCAAUGAUCCUUUGGGCGAAGAACUAGUCUACUCCAAGUUAUUAGUGCGUAUAGACAAGGAUCACGAUAUAGGUAUUUGA